Messenger RNA from Drosophila willistoni, 516 nucleotides. Its product is annotated as programmed cell death protein 6-like. The coding region runs from base 1 to 516 and encodes 171 amino acids. The record is from RefSeq and is a predicted model, not a curated record. Gene Ontology annotation, molecular function: calcium ion binding. NCBI's taxonomy places the organism in Eukaryota, Metazoa, Arthropoda, Insecta, Diptera, Drosophilidae. The transcript has a single exon.
AUGCCCGAUCAACAAUUGCUCUGGGAUGUCUUCCAAAGAGUGGACAAAAACAGAAGCGGACACAUUUCUGCAGAUGAGCUCCAGGAAGCUCUCUCCAAUGGCACCUGGUCCGCAUUUAAUCCUGAAACAGUCAGACUUAUGAUUGGUAUGUUUGACCGGGAAAACAGAGGAACCGUCUCAUUCCAAGACUUUGGAGCUUUGUGGAAAUAUGUGACUGAUUGGCAAAAUUGUUUUCGCUCAUUUGACCGCGAUAAUUCCGGAAAUAUAGACAAACAGGAACUAAAAACAGCUUUAACCUCUUUUGGAUAUGGUCUGUCAGACAAUCUUGUUGGAAAUCUUCUCAGAAAAUUUGAUCGGUUCGGUCACGGAACCAUUCUAUUUGAUGAUUUUAUACAAUGCUGUAUUGUUCUUUAUACCUUGACAGCUGCAUUCAGACAGCAUAACACGGAUAUGGAUGGAGUCAUAACUAUUCACUACGAACAAUUUCUAAGCAUGGUUUUCUCUUUAAAAAUUUAA